UAUUGUACAUGUAAUGAAAGUUUGGAUUUUUAUGAGAUACUGUUAAAGUGUCCAAGGGAGUCGGAUUAUUUCGAUAAUUUAGCACAGCCCAGCCAGCAUAAACACUGUUCACCUAUAAGCUAUCAUAUAAAUAUACAUGUCUUACAUAUCAUCACCAGGAAGGAAUCUUAUUAUUUAGAAAUAUAUAAUGUCAAAUGUCAUUUUGUUGACCUCUUACAAAUGGAUUAGACCUUUAGAUAUUGUUUUAUUGGCCUGUUUGAUUGCAUAAAAUUGCUCUGUUUUCAGAUACUCUCAAGGGAAAUCUGUUGGUGAGAGUAACAUAUUAAAUAUCAUCCAGACCUUUUCCGUUUAUAGCUGCAGCAAGUCGUUAUAUUUGUUAAAUGUUUCCCUUGAAAAGAACAAUUUUGACAACAGGAAUAAUAUGUAUUGAAUAAAUCUAUUAACUAUAUCUAUAUUUGUGUGACGUACGUACCAUAUGCAGUGCGUUGUUACCUAGCUAAUAUAUCAAAUUAAAAAAGCACACGUUGAGUAAUAUCAUGUGACAAGCUUGAAUGGAUAGAUACAAUAUGGAUUACAAUAUUAUUCUUGGAAUACUCUUUAUCAAUAUUAUAUUACACAAAGAACAAUGUGUAGCAAAAAGCAGCGGACAUGCGGUCUGGGAACAUUUGUUUCUUAAUAACAGCUAUAACAAUGGUGUAAGACCGGUUAAGCAAUGGGCAACACCAACAGUUGCUGAGGUUGGCAUGGCAGUAAUAGCAUUGAUAGACUUUGAUGAAGUUAAACAAACAAUUAUUCUUACUUCUAAACUGACACUUUCUUGGAAAGACGAAUACCUGGUUUGGAAUCCUCAUAGUUUUGAAAAUAUUACACAUAUUCAUGUUCCUCAGUCACAGGUAUGGAAACCGUUUAUAAUUCUGGAAAAUUCUGUCGCAAAAUAUUCUGAUAUGGGUUCCCCGUCUGUACAAAUUAUUGUUCACGCUGAUGGUAACGUCAUAUGGAAUCCAGUUGAAAUAUUUCAAUACACAUGCACGGCUGAUGUUCGACAAUUUCCAUUUGACACACAAACAUGUUCAAUGGUAUUUGAAACACCGGACUUUUCAGAUGAACUUAUCAUACGCUCGGUUAAAGAACACAUUGAUUUUCAUGGUAAAGGUGUUUUUUCAGGCUGGUCAGUAAUGGAGACUAGUAUGGGCACGGAAACAGAGAAAGGAGAAGGUACUCAUAUUAUAUGUGCUAUCACACUACGACGAAAUCCGACAUAUUUCAUAAUGAACGUUUUUCUGCCAAUCGUCAUUCUCUCCUUUAUGAAUAUUUGUGUAUUUGUCCUACCUGUGCAAUCUGGAGAAAAGGCAUCUUUCGUCAUCACCGUGUUCCUUUCACUUGCUGUUUUUUUUUUGACAAUUGUUUAA
Ruditapes philippinarum (Manila clam) is the source of this 1409-nucleotide messenger RNA. RefSeq names its product acetylcholine receptor subunit beta-type acr-2-like. The record is from RefSeq and is a predicted model, not a curated record. Gene Ontology annotation, biological process: chemical synaptic transmission; nervous system process; signal transduction. Gene Ontology annotation, cellular component: membrane; synapse; neuron projection. The transcript has a single exon. NCBI's taxonomy places the organism in Eukaryota, Metazoa, Mollusca, Bivalvia, Venerida, Veneridae. Gene Ontology annotation, molecular function: transmembrane signaling receptor activity; extracellular ligand-gated monoatomic ion channel activity; neurotransmitter receptor activity. Bases 552 to 1409 code for a protein of 285 amino acids.